Molecule: messenger RNA, 2065 nt
Organism: Danio rerio (zebrafish)
Lineage: Eukaryota; Metazoa; Chordata; Actinopteri; Cypriniformes; Danionidae
Gene: dus1l
Product: dihydrouridine synthase 1-like (S. cerevisiae)
Biological process (GO): tRNA dihydrouridine synthesis
Cellular component (GO): nucleus; cytoplasm
Source: RefSeq, marked validated
ACGGCUGUAUUUCACCGCGACACAUACAACAGUUCAUGUGCCGCAUAUAUCGCAGUCUGGCUGUACCACAAGCUACUGCAGGCAGCAUGACGAAACCCCUCGGGUUCGAGUUCUGGAGGCGCACUCUGAAGGGCGCGCGCUUCGUGGUCGCGCCCAUGGUGGAUCAGAGCGAGCUGGCGUGGAGGCUGCUGAGCCGCAGACAUGGCGCAGAGCUCUGCUACACACCCAUGCUGCACGCACAGGUCUUCGUCCGAGAUGCCAACUACCGCCGGGAAAACCUCUACAGCGAGGUCAACCAGGAGGACCGACCCCUCAUCACUCAGUUCUGUGCCAAUGAUCCUGAGGUGUUUAUCCAAGCAGCACUGCUCGCCCAGGAUUACUGUGACGCCAUCGAUCUGAAUUUGGGUUGCCCGCAGAUGAUUGCUAAAAGAGGCCAUUAUGGAGUCUUUCUUCAAGACGAGUGGGACCUCCUUGAGAAGAUGAUUAAACUAGCCAAUGAAAAGCUCUCCGUGCCCAUUACGUGCAAAAUCCGGGUCUUCCCAGAGAUUGAGAAAACCGUGAAGUACGCCAAAAUGCUGGAAAAGGCUGGAUGCCAGCUUCUCACAGUUCAUGGCAGAACCAAAGAUCAAAAGGGGGCUCUGACUGGCAUUGCCAGCUGGAAGCACAUCAAAGCUGUAAGGGAGGCAGUAAACAUACCUGUGUUUGCCAAUGGAAACAUCCAGCACCUGAGUGAUGUUCACCACUGCAUGGAGGAAACUGGAGUACAAGGUGUCAUGAGUGCAGAAGGGAAUCUCCACAAUCCUGCACUGUUUGAAGGGCGCAGUCCUCCUGUGUGGGAAAUGGCUGAGGAGUACCUGGAUAUCGUGGAGAAACACUCGCCUUGCAGUCUUUCUUUUGUCCGAGCUCACAUCUUCAAGCUGUGGCAUCACACUCUCCAGAUACAUCAAGAUCUGAGAGAAGACUUGGCCAAAGCAAAAAAUGUAGAUGGCAUUGUGGAGGUCAACAGACAGCUGAAACAACGUUGUCAGGAGGAGAUGGCAAAAGAUGAAUCUGAAUGGAAUCAGACUGGACUUCCCUUCCCACACUGGAUCUGUCAGCCCUACGUCAGACCACCACCCAAGGAUCCAAACACUGAAAAUGGGCAGAAAUCACAAGAAACAAAGGCUGUGAGUGUGAAGAGGGCGCUGGAGGACAGCGACGGCCCCAAUGACGCCAUGUCUAAGAACAAGCAGAAGAAGAAGGCCCGCAACCCACACAAAAACUUCUGUCCAGAGCUGAAGCCAAAAUAUAUCAAGUGUGAGCAAUGUGGAAACCCAAAAGGAAACAAAUGUGUCUUUAACUUGUGCCGUGGCUGCUGUAAGAGGAAGGCUUUCAAGGAAGUGGCUGAUUGUCCUGGACACGGAUUGAAGUUCAAAACCAAGGCUUUAAGACAGUGCAACUCGGAUACAAGUGGAGGAGGCCUGACAAACGGAAAAGCCAGCACUCAGACAGUUUCCACUGCAGUCCAUGAUCCAUUACAAGCUUGAAGCAGACUUAUGGAAUGGAAAUGGGAGACAGCAACAUCAGGACACAUUUGUUUACCAUUAAAAAGCUGCUGCACUGAAUUGAAAGUUGAAGAAGGAAGUUAGGGUCAAAACUGUAUUGAGAUGGAAUUGGCACAUCUGGAUGCACAAGAGAACAUGUUAUGCAGAGCGCUGGGUUUCUGUAAUGAAGUACCACUUUUUGGACUGCUGUGACUCCGAUUGCUUAUUAAGAGUUUAGAGUAUUGUGAUAAAUAACUGGGAAUGCAGUCUGUGAAGCAGACAUACUGAACGCACAAUCUUUACCAAAAAAAAAAAAGAGCUGGACUCUUGUGUAUUCCUACAAAGGACUCUGGACCUUUGUGGAAAUACACCAAUGAAGAUCUUCAUUCAAACACAUUCUGAACCUCUGCAUUUUUACUAUUUAUUGUCUUCUGAAAUGAAACAGGGUUUUGUUGCAACCAAAAUCGCAAUCUGACUUUUGGAUUUUUACAGGUGUUAUUUUUUCAAACAUCGAUAAACAUUUACUGUGUGCUUGUGCAGUC